GCCUUCCUCCCGGCCUAAAAAAUGGGCUUCAUCAUGGGUUAAUUGCGAUGAAGACCCAGUCUCAAUCAGCCAGAUUUAAAGUAAAUGAUGAUGUUUCUGAUAUUGAGAGUGCAGCAAGUAUGGACAACACAUGUGAUAUUGAACUUGGGAAUGCAAACACUAUUGACGAGAAAUUUGAAGACAUUCAGGCACAUUCCCCUGACAAGCUGGAUAUAGCCUUGAUGCUCUUGUCACGUUUGGCCCAGCUUCUGAGUACAGCAUCCCAGGAAGCAGGCCCAACCCCAUGGUCCUGGCUUGCCAAGGUUGACCAUGGUGCUAACCACAGCAGUCUUGAAUCUUUUGCAAAUGAUCUGGGAGUCUGUCUUGAAGAUCUGAUCAAUUUUCCACAGCCACCUUCUCUGCUGCGGUUUUGUGUGCCUGUUAAGGAAGCCAGAGGUGUUCCAGUUGGCUAUGAGGCCUACCAAACCAGUGGUUCUAGCAAUUGGUGCCUCUAUCACGCCGUCAGCAUCCACCUGUGUGGGGACGAGAGGCUCCAGCAUCAACUGCGACUCUGCAGUGCCUUAUACACCUUAGAGAACAUGAGCUUGUACAUUAAGGAGGUCAACCUCAGCCAGAGGGGUGAUGGCGAGGCAAUCGCUGCAAGGCUACAGCAGGUGUUCAGUUGCUAUGGAGUGGAGCUUGAUGAACACCAGAGGAAGUCCAGCCCAUCCUGGAGGGACCAGCUGUGUGUGAUGAUGUUCAAGGUUGUCAUGGAGACCUGUGAGGCAAACAAAGAUAGCAGUAAGCACAGCCAGGGCACUCAUUAA
Dreissena polymorpha is the source of this 806-nucleotide messenger RNA. RefSeq lists its product as uncharacterized. Bases 48 to 806 code for a protein of 252 amino acids. The record is from RefSeq and is a predicted model, not a curated record. The transcript has 5 exons. Lineage: Eukaryota; Metazoa; Mollusca; Bivalvia; Myida; Dreissenidae.